This is a messenger RNA of Symbiodinium sp. CCMP2456, 2211 nucleotides long. Lineage: Eukaryota; Dinophyceae; Suessiales; Symbiodiniaceae. The record is from the annotation of a GenBank genome assembly.
AUGCAGCUUCAACUGCACGUGCGAACACUGGCGUACGAAACAUGUGUGCUGACAGUCAGUGAGAACGACUUCGCCGAGAUAGUGUUCAAGCAGUUGGAGAUCAAGUACGGCAUCCCCUCCGCACAACAACGCGUUCUCUACGAAGGCUAUGACGGAUCUACUGCCGAUCUGCAGCGCGGCCGCAGGCUGAAGGAGUUCAAGCUGGCGCCCCAAGUUCGCCUCAUCCUGGCAAAGGUGUUGCCAGCGAAGCCGAAGACGGUCGCCCCGGACCUCAGCUCCGAGUGGCAGCCGUCCAGGCGGAGGGCCAAGGCACGAGGGCCUCGCCACUGUGUGAACCGCUUGCCACCUCGUCCUCGAAAGCCUGCGCCGACAUUGAAGGAGGUGCAAGAGUCAUUGCGAGCAUCGGAGGUCCGGGUCUCUCAGGAGCGUAAGGCCAGCCCUGCGAAACAGCCUCGCGAGGUUCCCUCAUCUCCUACACCGCCGAACCGGCCAGUGCCGCGUGUAAAUAACAACGUCGAGGAGACAGGUGUCAAAGUUCAGUCGAAGACAUCCGGCGCAUCUGCGAAAGCACCCUCGCAGGCGCCGCUGCCCAAGGGAGGCGCUUCAGCGAAUGCAGCUCCAUGGGCUGCGCCACGCGCUGCCCCAACACAGCCGUCCCACUCAUGGUCACCGCCGAUCACAGGUUCUGGCGUCUGCACGCCGAAGGCGCCUCCCGAUGUGCCUGGCAUGAUGGAGCCGCCGACCAGCUCCGGCCGGACCGUGAGGGCAGCUACUCCCGGCGCUCCUCCUGUCACAUCGACUCCAUUCCCUGGUUCCGGAUCUGCGACUAACAACAACCCAGGUGUGACGAGGAUACGGAGGUGCGACUUACAACGCAUUGGCCGACUCGGCGUCGGCGCAUUCGGUCUGGUAACGCUCGAGGCUGAUCGAAGAACAGGAAGAACAUAUGCUUUGAAAGCCGUCUCCAAGGGAUACCUGGCGCAUCUGCGGAUGGAGUAUUCCGUCCUCAAUGAGAAGAGGAUUCUCAAGAUGCUGGACACGCCGUUCGUUGUGCGACUGCUGGCAACGUACAGUGGCAGAGAGCACGUCUACUUCCUUCUCGAGGCUGCGCUUGGCGGAGAGCUUUUCACCACGUAUGAGCGCCUCAAGCUCUAUGGCUCCGAAACGCAUGCUCGCUUCUACGUCUCCUGCGUCACGGAGGCAUUGACCCAUCUUCACGGGAAGAACGUGAUCUACCGGGACCUGAAGCCUGAGAACCUGCUGCUGGAUAAUCGAGGCUUCUGCAAGGUGACUGACAUGGGACUGGCGAAAGUUGCGACCAGCCCGACCUUUACGAUGGUUGGCACUCCGGACUACAUGGCACCGGAGGUCAUUGAGCAGGUCGGACACACCAAGUCCGUUGAUUGGUGGACACUCGGAGUGCUGCUCUUCGAGCUUCUGGCAGGACACGCACCGUUCGAGUCCAAAUCCGGCAAUGCACAGGAGACCUACGGCCUCGUGAAGAAGGGUAUCGAGUCAGUGCGAUUUCCGGAAGCAGUCAAGAUUGAAGCCGGCCAGCUGGUGCGAAAUUUGUGCCACAGGAACCCAGAUGUGCGUUUGCGCACACCGCAGCUCCGGGACAACGUCUUCUUCCGCGGCUUUGACUGGAAAGGACUGCAAAGUCUCCGAAUCAGCCCUCCACUGGUUCCCCAGGUCCGAGGGCCGCGAGACCUGACCAACUUCCGUGACUGCGAGCACGAAGACCCCCAAGCCAUGCCAUACCAGGACACUGGCAGUGGCUGGGAUAUCGGCUUCGAGGACGACGUUCUCAGCGUUGGAGCCACUGCCGCGGCAGCCGCUGCUCCCAUGCUGCAGUCAGCUGUGGCUUUGGGCGGUUCGACGCCAUCGGGAACUCCUCAACGUCUUCCUGCGACAGCCAGCACCGCAUCCAGUCCAAGCGGCUACAGGGCGGCUGCUGUGGGUGCCUCUCCGCAAGCAACGCACACGCAGCAGCGACGCCUGCUUAGCCCCCCAUGCUCCCCGCGCAGCGCAGCGCAGCGGCCACAGACCGCAAGGGUGCAGGGGGGCGUCGCCAAUGCGGCUCGGAAUGCAUGGCAGGCGCAUGCCGACAGGAAAAUGGCCACCGGUGCAGGGAGCUUCGUCCCGCCUAUCAUUCGUUCUGGCGGUGGCAUGCAGUCACCGCCAUCAAGUCCUGUGCUGGGAGGAGGAUGA